Argiope bruennichi is the source of this 978-nucleotide messenger RNA. Its product is annotated as Golgi-associated plant pathogenesis-related protein 1-like. The transcript has 4 exons. The record is from RefSeq and is a predicted model, not a curated record. Bases 34 to 708 code for a protein of 224 amino acids. NCBI's taxonomy places the organism in Eukaryota, Metazoa, Arthropoda, Arachnida, Araneae, Araneidae.
AUAGUUGGGGGUUUUGUCAGUUUGAGGUGAGACAUGGAGUCGUUUGGUGGCAAAUGUGUUUGGGAUAGUUCGAUUUUGGAAGUGUCUGUCAUUCUGAUACACAAUUUGCUCUCGGAUUUCGAGGACUGGCUGAAUGAUGCCCUGGCUUCACUCUUUUCGCUUAAUGAUUUCGAGCUGGAUUUUUCUGAGAAUGGCUCGUUGGAAAUGCUAGACAUCAAGCGGGAUACCUUCAACGCUCACAAUAAUUACCGGACAAUGCACGGCUGUCCGCCUUUGAUGAUGUCCGAGGAGCUUAGCAGCAUAGCCCAGGGGUGGGCGGAGAAGUUGGCAGAAAAGGGUUUCCUGCAGUACAGCGAAAAUCCAGGCCUUGGAGAAAAUAUCACACUAGUCGACUUGGAUCAAUCUACAAAGAAGGGCGAACAGAUAGUGAAAGAAUGGUACAAAGAAAUCAACAACUAUAACUACAACAAACCUGGAUGGAAAAGAGGUGCCUAUCACGUCUCGCAGUUGUUGUGGAAAAGCACUACAGAAAUUGGAGUUGGUGUUGCCAAAGUCCCGGGACAAAAUAAAGCUUACGUCGUCGUCAAUUACAGACCUGCUGGCAACAACAACAUGCCCGGUGAAUUCGAACGCAACGUUCUGCCGCCGCAGAAGAAAGUAGUUCCUGAUAAUAACGUUAACAUGCGUAAAAAUAUAAACAGACGAUAAAUCUGCAAGAAUCGCUGCAUGUAUAUAUCGAACAUAAAAUCUUUGACAAUGCAAUAAACUCCGACACCGAGAAGAAAAAGACCAUAGUGUUUAUUUUAGAUGUAAAUAAACGAACUCUUAGUAUGUAACCGCGAGAGCUGAAGUUCCGAGUUUUAACUUGGGUUUCAUAAGAGGAUAGUUUGUAGAUUGACUAAAGAUUGACAUUUGUCGCCUGGAAAGUAUGAGGUUUGUAAUUAUUUAUGGCCAAAAUUGUAUUUUAAUACAUACAUU